UAUUGAAUUUGAUAAUAUUAUUCCACUCUACAAACUUCUUGAAGUGAACCAACAAAGAAAAAUAGAUAAUGUAUUAAAAAAUAAUUAUGGAAUUAUAAUGACGGGUAUUGCUGAUUUAAAAGAUUUAGAUAGUAAUAAUGUUGUGCAUUACAAGCGUAUUAAUUUAAAUUCAGAAUCAGUAUUGGAAAGUGAAGAUUAUGAAGUAUUUGGAUCAAUAAUUUCAGAAGAUAAUAUAAAAUUAGAACAGAUUUGUGUUAAUUUUGGAUUAUUUGAUUUUAGCGGUUUCUAUGCAAUAAUAGAAAAAUUGAAAAAAACAAGUUUUGAUAUAACGAAAUGUUAUGUUUUAUGGAUGAUUGUUGGCAAUCCUUCAAAAUUAUCAGUUCUUAGUCCAAAUAACCGAGAAUUUCAAGUUGAUUGCAUUAAAGAAUCUAUUACACUACAACCUAAUAAGUCAAAUUAUUGUAUAAAAAUACCUUUUCCAUUAUCUCUUGGAUAUACUAUUUCCGUUCAUACAUACUACUCUUCAUCAAAUUAUGAAUCUUUUAAUAUAAUUAAA
Molecule: messenger RNA, 556 nt
Organism: Rhizophagus irregularis DAOM 181602=DAOM 197198
Lineage: Eukaryota; Fungi; Glomeromycota; Glomeromycetes; Glomerales; Glomeraceae
Source: RefSeq, a predicted model, not a curated record